Molecule: messenger RNA, 615 nt
Organism: Alnus glutinosa
Lineage: Eukaryota; Viridiplantae; Streptophyta; Magnoliopsida; Fagales; Betulaceae
Product: heavy metal-associated isoprenylated plant protein 2-like
Exons: 2
Coding region: 184-525 (113 amino acids)
Molecular function (GO): metal ion binding
Source: RefSeq, a predicted model, not a curated record
CACUUAAUAUUUAACCACACGUAUAUCCAAGAACACAAGGAUAUAUACCCAGCACUUUCCAGUAGCAUAAAUACAUAAUCAAAUGAGACUGGGAGAGAACAAUUUAUAUAGCAACUUCUGAAUCCAUAUAUAUCUUUCUGCCGUCGGUGGUUUCAGUCCUCCUUUUCUUUUAGUCAUCCAAUUAUGUCAAAGAAAACUGUAGUGUCAGUGGAACUCCUCUGUUCAAAAUGUAGGCAGAGGGUGAUGAAGUUAAUUGCAUCAAUAGAAGGCAUUACUUCCAUUGUCCUUGACUCUUCAAAAUGUACGGUGACAGUAAUUGGGGAAGCUGAUCCUGUGACAAUCAUCAAGAAGGUCAGAAAAUUCAGAAGAUCUGCAGCGGUGGUCAGUGUCGGUCCUCCCAAAGAAGAGAAGAAGGAUCUGUAUGGUAAAGUAGUGGAUGUGAUGUAUACCCCAAAGACAUGUCAAAGAUGUGAUGUAUGGUAUGUAGUUGGUGAAGAUUAUUACAGUUAUUGUUCCAUUAUGUAACUUAGUAAAGCCCAACGUACGUCCUGUUUCAUACUACAAGAUGUAUGAUAAUUUGGCAAAAAUAAUGAAAACCAUCAUCUCUUCGCUGAA